Acanthisitta chloris (rifleman) is the source of this 565-nucleotide messenger RNA. RefSeq names its product NSL1, MIS12 kinetochore complex component (gene NSL1). Gene Ontology annotation, biological process: mitotic sister chromatid segregation. Gene Ontology annotation, cellular component: kinetochore; MIS12/MIND type complex. The transcript has 4 exons. The annotation marks the transcript as partial. The record is from RefSeq and is a predicted model, not a curated record. Lineage: Eukaryota; Metazoa; Chordata; Aves; Passeriformes; Acanthisittidae.
GAGAAUUCCUGCAAUAACUUUGUCAUUUUUAGGCUCUGACAUUAAAGUUCUCGAAGAUCAAUUUGAUGAACUAAUAGUAGAGACAGCACUAAUGCGUAAACAGUGGCCCAAAAAGAUACUGGUCUGUGCUACCCAAACCAUGAAAGCUGAGCAAGAGAUGUUGAAGCUCUACCAGCCUGUGGUAACAACAGAAGAGAUAAGGCCUCAGCCAUCUCAAGAUGAUUGCAUCGCAGAUCUGAAGCAGCGGGCAGAGGUGGCAUCCAAACAGAUCAGUGGAGCAAUGAAGUCUCUCACAGCACUCAUAGAAAAAGCAGAAGGUUUUUCCCAAGCAUUAUCUUGGCAACCAACCCUGGAGCUCAGCAAACUGCGGCAAGAAGUCUUUGCUGGUUGCAAGACGAAGGAGGAAAGCAGUGUCCAAAUGUUUGUACCACCAGGAGAAGUCACACCACCAGAUGCUGAUACCAGUAAAAAUCCUUAUGUUCUGCGGAAAAAAAGGAAAGCUGCAGAUUCCCCAGGAAGAAGACGCUACUCACUGCGACCGAGGAAGAUCACUCUCCGCGCCUGA